AUGUAUAACAUAAUUAUACGUAAUAAUGGUUUAAAUGGCUUCUAUAAAGGUUUCUAUUUUCCCCUGUUAACGAAUGGAACAAUAAAUGCACUUGUCUUUGCACUCUAUGGGAAUGUGAUGAGAUGCUCAUCUGACAUACAUAGGCAAGAGCUUCUUAAAACUCACAUGUUGAUAUCAGGCAGUGCCGCCGGAUUAACGCAAGCUUUACUUAGUUGUCCAAUAGAAGUUGUGAAAAUUCGUUUACAAACAUUAGGCUACAUAGGACGAUCAUGGAAUUGCAUGAGAUAUAUCUUUCAACAUGAGGGACUUUAUGGACUUUAUAGAGGAUUAGUACCGAUGAUAUUUCGAGAUUGUUUUCCAUAUGCCAUAUAUGCUGUCGUAUACGAUUAUAUGUAUGAGGCGGGUAAUAGAAUUACAUUCGUUCAGGCGAUUAGAAUGCAAUCACAAGAGCAGCAGAAGCAGCAAAGUAUAUUGACUAUAAAAGUAGAAGAGAUUCUCACAUCAGUGGCUAUCGUGACAGCAAGUGUAUUAUCAUGGGUUCUUAUAGCACCCCUCGACGUCAUCAAAACAAUCAUGCAAGCUGAAACAAAUCCAAAUAUCCAUAAAAAUAUGCUCGAAUCGUGUGCUGUACUCGUGAGAGCACACAAAUACCGUGCUUUAUUUGCUGGCAGUUACAUGAUUUUGGGAAAGUCGUAUGCUACGCUAUGGGGUUACCAAUAUUGUUUAAACAAAUGUCAGGAGAGAGCACUAAAGGAUGCGAAUUGA
This is a messenger RNA of Chironomus riparius, 765 nucleotides long. The record is from the annotation of a GenBank genome assembly. NCBI's taxonomy places the organism in Eukaryota, Metazoa, Arthropoda, Insecta, Diptera, Chironomidae.